Messenger RNA from Nematolebias whitei (Rio pearlfish), 1139 nucleotides. It is a transcript of the gene elac1, whose product is annotated as elaC ribonuclease Z 1. Gene Ontology annotation, molecular function: 3'-tRNA processing endoribonuclease activity. Lineage: Eukaryota; Metazoa; Chordata; Actinopteri; Cyprinodontiformes; Rivulidae. The transcript is spliced from 5 exons. The record is from RefSeq and is a predicted model, not a curated record. Bases 1 to 1116 code for a protein of 371 amino acids. Gene Ontology annotation, cellular component: nucleus.
AUGUCCAUGGACAUGACAUUUCUCGGCACCGGUUCGGCUUACCCGUCCCCUCACCGCGGUGCCUCGGCUCUGGUUCUGCGGACGGACGGGGAGUGCUGGUUGUUUGACUGCGGGGAGGGGACGCAGACCCAGCUGAUGAAGAGCCAGCUCCGAGCCGGUCGUAUCACCAAGAUCUUCAUCUCCCACCUACAUGGAGAUCACCUGUUUGGUUUGCCUGGCCUCCUUUGCACUGUGAGUCUCAACACCAACCCAGACCCCCAGCAGAACCUGAACUGUGUGGACAUCUAUGGGCCCCGGGGCCUCAGGAAGUUCCUCAGGGUGACACUUGGCCUCUCGGGAUCGCAGCUUCUCUUCCCAUAUGCAGUUCAUGAACUGGAGCCAACAUCAGACCAGAGUCCAGAGGAAGGACAGCUGAGCCUGGAGGUAUCUGGUUUUGGUCACCUCCAUCCUCAGGAGCAGCCAGGCAGGACGAUCCCCUUUGAUGUCUCCAAUGACUGUUAUCUGCUUUUUGAAGACAAGAAGUUUGUUGUCAAGGCCUUCAGAUUAUUUCACCGCAUCCCUUCCUUUGGUUUUUGCGUCCAAGAGCAUGAUCGGCCUGGAAGACUGAAAAUAGAAGUACUGAAGGAAAUGGGCGUGAAACCUGGACCUCUCUAUGGGCGCCUCAAAGCCGGCGAACCUAUAAUCCUUGAAAAUGGAUUCUCGGUACUUCCCAGUGAUGUGCUGGAAGAGGCCGUGCCAGGGAGGAAGGUGUGUAUUUUAGGAGACUGCAGCUCAGUUGUUGGGAAAGAACCUAUGCUGAUGUGCAGCGGAGCGGACAUCCUGGUUCAUGAGGCCACCCUUGGGAGCGAGCACCGGGAGAGGGCGAUAGAGCAUGGACACAGCACACCUAAGAUGGCAGCAGCUGUGGCUCGGGCUUGCUGUGCACGGAGGCUGGUCUUGUCCCACUUCAGCCAGCGGUACAAACCCAGCUCCUUACAGAAGGAGGGAGACGAGGACGUGUCGGAGCUGAAGAGGCAGGCUGAAGAAGAGCUUCAGGACAGCAGCGUGGAGGUGAUUCUGGCUGAAGACUUUAUGACUAUACCUAUUCCUCCCAGAAGACAAGUCAUAACAAGCUAGGAUCAUUUUAAUGGGUUUGAUGG